AUGCACCCACGCUCUCAUCACCCUGAUAACAGGCACUCGGGCUAUUCCCAGAGGCCGCGCUUCCAUCACAACGCCCCUCGCUAUCAUCCUUAUGUCCAUCCUAGCCAUCCCCAUGCUCACUCUGAAUGCGAUCUUAGGGCUUCUCGCUAUGGUGGAUCCAGGUACGAUGGCGAGGCACGUCGCUCAAGGUCGCGCGACCGCUCAGCAGAGCGAUACAAUGAUCGCGCUUCCCAGUACAGUGACGGUGGGCCUCGACGAGCUUCCGCAGAAUCCCGCUCGAAUAGCUCGGCCUUCCAGACGAAUCGCGACAGUUUCCGUGAUGCCCUACCACGAGACCCCCCAAGAGGUCCAAGGGCGCUCCUGGAUCCUCCCAGCGGACCCAGGGGAGGUGGAUUAUCUGGAGAGUUUCGAGGACGAGGCCGUGGCAGAGGCAGAGGUUGGCGGGAUGAUAGCCGGGAUAGAGGCAGAGACCGCGAUUACGACCCUCGCGACCGAAGAGAACUAUUUCGGGACGAACGAAGCCGGGAGCGUGAGCGCGAGCGCGGAGACUGGCGGGACCGAGAUCGGGAUAGCUUUCGUGGUAGGCGGCCUUCCCCACGGGGCAGGUCACCACCGAUUGGUAGAGAUUUUCGAGAUUCUAGGGACUUAAGAGAUGUGCCCCUAGGUGUCGAUCCAGACCGUGCACGUCGUGGCUCUAGGGACGGACCUCUUUCUGCAGGGUCAUCCAACUCAGAUGCUCCGUUUCCUUCAACCUACCGAGGUGGAUUUGGCGGUCGGGGGCGUGGUAGAGGGCGAGGGGAUUGGGAUCGCGGCCGCGGAAGAGACUACUAUGGAGAUCGAGAUCGGGACAGAUAUGGACCUGGACUUCGGGCUCGCUCUCAAGAGGGGCGAUUCCGAGACAGAGAUGAUCGCGAACGAGAUGCUAGAUUUCUCGACAACGAUACUCGCCCGCGAGACCCGCGCGAUGAUCGAGAUGCUCGCGACCGUGAAACCCGUGGCAAAAUGGAUCGGACCUCCCACGAACCGGCCCCAACAGCCAGGGAAGUCUCACCACCACCCCUAGCACCAGCGGCACCAUCAUUUGGAUCUGUACCCAACCGGACCUCAUCCAACGCCGACAUCAGCGCUGUCAUAGGCAGGGUACCACCGACUGGCCCAAGAGCGUUGAAAGAAGAGCGUCCUCUCCCUACUGGGCCUGCGGCCGGCAACGAUACACGACUACCGCCCACUGGGCCUUCGAAGCCAUUACAUCCUGAAGGGAGUCCUCCAAUCCCUUCUGGUCCUCGUGCACAACGGCCUGGUCCAUCUUCGAAACAAUGGAUCAACCCAAGUUACAAAAGAGGCCCAGAGUCGCCCAAGAUGAAUAGGUCCCAGAGCUUUGCCCAAGCGAGAUUCCCCGGUUUCCGUCCAGAUGGCACAGGUUUUGAUCAGCAACCAGACAGUGACAGGCGUCCACGCAGCAGCGAAUUACACAUAGCGGAUUCAGUGGAUGGCGCCAAUAAACUUGACAGACGGCCUCGCUCGGCUGGUUCGCCAUUUGACAGAAGCUAUCAACCGAGAGGAUCACCGAAGACAGUCAAAUCUGAAGGAGCCCAUCCUCAAGAUGGUGUCGAACACUUGACCAAAGAGUCGUCCAUGGCGGAACCCGGCUCUCCGAAACAAGUCUAUGAAAAGGGCGUAGCACGUCGAGAACCGCUACUAGGGGUUAUAUUCCCUAAACGUACUGGAAUUCCAUGCAAGCAGUUUAAAGCACCUGUUAGCGAUCAGUCGUCAGAGUCUGACGAUGAAGACUUCGGGGACGAAAUUGAGUCGCAGUUGACCGCGACCGAGGCAAGCCUGAAGAAGAUUCCAGGUCCAGAGCAUACCGUACCUAUCGACGUCAUUGUGCGACAUGCGAUUCUGUCGCUCGAAUGCGUCAUAAAGGUCGGAUCUGAACCAGAGAAAUUGGCGGCUAUGGUUGGGCCAAUUCCGGAAGAAACAACGACUGCUCCAGUCGAAGCAGACAUGGUUGAUGUUCCAGACGAGAAGCCCACAGAUGUUGAUGCUGCGCCCGAAGAGCAGAACGUCGCCCCCAAUGAGAAAGCGCCAUCACCCAUUCCGGAGGUGGCAACGGUGGUGUCAAGCUUGUCUCGAGAGGAACUACCCCACCCUUCGAUAGAACAUGAUAUUGAUAUGAUGCCUAUUGACGAACCAAUCACGCGUCAUACAGUAUCCAAAACGGAGGAUGGCGACGUGGUCAUGGAGGAUGUUGCGGAAACUGCCCACUUCCCUUCUGGCCCGCAGCCAAAAACUGGGCAGAUAAACGGGAUAGUUUUCCCUAAAUCUCGAAGGUCUUUGUUGUACCAGGAACUUGAGCCAGCGCUUUCGAGAGAUGGGAGCAAAAGAGGGACUAGUACGCCAUCUCCAGCGGAGGAUGACGACGAGACGGACAUCGAGGAUGUUGACCUACAAACUGUUGAGAUCUUUCAGGAUCAUAUGAGCACGCCGCCGACCGAUAGCCUCCCCGACUUUGACGAGAAGCCAUGGUAUGAUGACCGAGCAUUUCUCAAAUCUAUGGACGCGCCUAGGACUGCCUUGGACAACUUUAUCCUGAAGAGGCUCCAGGCAGAAGCCUGGGACCGGACGGUAGAGCAACAACAACUGAGGAAGAUUUACUCCGGUAAUUAUGAGGCAUAUCUCCGGUUUACCAUGUCGGACGACCCGGUUGCUGUGAAGAGUCGCGAGAAGUUUACAUGCGUCACGGGGGUUCCUGAGCCUCCUGCCCACAAGCCAGGUUUCAAUGGCGAGGCAAAGCCGGAAUCUACGAGACGAAGUAGAUAUGCCUCUGAGCGCGACCUUGAAAGAAUUCUUGAAGAAUCCCGCCGGGUUGAGGAAGAGAAACGUGAACGUCACUUACGGGCAGAGAAGGAGAGAUACAGGAGCGAAAAGGAGGCCGUCUUGCCCUGCCAAUAUCAGACUCAAUUGGAGAUAGACAACAAUUUCUACCGUGACCACACUGGUGCCGUCGGACCUGAAACGAUUGUAUCGACGUGGGAGGUUCUGCCUCCAGUUGACAACUUCACCGAGGAGGAGGUUGCUAUCUUCGAAAAGGCCUACCUGGAGUUCCCCAAGCAAUGGGGUAAGGUCUCCGAUCCGUUGCCUAACAGGGACUUCGGGACCAGCAUCCAGUUCUACUAUCUCAAGAAGGAAAAGGCUGAGCUCAAUCUCAAGGAGAAACUUAAGAAACAACCUCGGAGGCGCAGGAAAGGUCGAGGCAAGCAAAGGUCUAGUGCACUCGUCUCGGAACUCGGCAAUGGUGACAACGAAACUGAAGAGACGCAAGAGACUGGGGAGAACGGUGAAAGACGCCGACCGCGGCGCGCAGCCGCUCCCACCUUUAACUCUGAAGCUACUCCUGCUACGGAUGGAGACAACACGGCCGGCAGUUCCACCCCGAACCGCCGCGGUGCUGGUGCAACGAGAGCCGACGGAACCGUGGCUGAGAAACCUAAACGAGGCCGUAGGUCGGCUAAGGACAAGGAACCCAAGCUGCCCCGGGCGAACCAAACUCUGGCCGCAGCGCCGCCAGCGAACACGGCCAAGAGCAACCGAUCCCGGUCUAGUUCUCGAGUGCAGCCGCCGGAGUGGGUACCGCAGCAGAUUCAAGGCGAAAUGCCUCGGGUUCCAACCCCGUACGAGCAUGCUCCAAGCGGUAUCCCUGUUCCUCCUGUUUCUAUGCAGCCUACAUUUCAAGCUACAAAACCACUCGUCAGCCCAGAAAGAGUCGUUCCGCUGCCCACUCCUGGGUCCAUGUCGGACGUGAUGGCCCCGCCACCAUUGCGGCCAGAACCACCACAGCCUCCGGGGGGAAUGCCGUUUGACCUCAGUCAGUCGGCGUUCUCAGAUCGCAAAGCCAGUUCCCAGGCAUCUAGCUACUGGAGUGUGCCCGAAGCAACUGACUUCCCCGCUUUGCUUCGAGCCUUUGGUAGCGACUGGGCUGCUAUAGCCAAUCACAUGCGCACUAAGACUGCUGUUAUGGUCAAGAACUAUUAUGCACGUCAAAAGGACAAUGGCAAAGAAUGGGAAGCACUCGUUAUGGAGGCCGAAGGCAAGAAGCAGCGAGGCGAGAAGAUGCCACAGCCGCCUGUACCUAAUCCAACAAUCAAGUCGAAGCGGUACGACACAUCGGCCAUCAAUCGGCCGUUGGCUUCAGCGGACACUGUCAUGGAAGACGCGGCCCCUCCGAAACUGGAACAGCCCCCCACGCCUCAGUCCAUUACUGGUCGUUUCAACGUCCCAAUCGCAGCCCAACCACAGCAGCCAUCGGUGGUGCAAUCGCCCUUUUCUCAGCCUCCUCAGCCUCCGGUUAUGGUCCACUCUCAUCCAGCCAGUCAGCCCCCUGUUUCUCAACCGCUUGCCCAACCUGUGACGCAAACCAUGUCUCCAACACCUCGGCCACUAAGGGCGCCUUUUGCGUACCAUGAGAGAGAACAACGGGAAUCGAUGUCGCAGCAGCCGACUCGCACACCUCUUGUUCAGAAACCUACGCCUCAAGCUCACCCGACACCAGUUUCCGAGCCACCACCUAUAAGACAUCCGUUGCCAAAUUCAGUUAUUGAUCAUGUCGACCGUCAAAAGACAGAGUCGAAGCCAGUUAAGGAACAGCCUCGACAAGAGCGGCAGCCGCUGCGUGUGAAGCAGGAACCCGACCUAGGCCAUCAGUUCGACCCUUAUUCGGCUCAAGUGCAGCCUCAACCCCAGCCUCAAGUGCAAACUCAUGUGCAACCUCAAGGGCAACCUCAAGGACAACCUCAAGGACAACCUCAAGGACAACCUCAAGGGCAACCUCAAGGGCAACCUCAAGGGCAGCCUCAAGUGCAGCCUCAAGUGCAGCCUCAAGUGCAGCCUCAAGUGCAGCCUCAAACCCAGCUGCAGCCCCAGCUGCAACCCCAGCCCCAGCCCCAGCCCAGCCGUGGAGCUCCAGUUCGAGCAGAACUACCUCUAUCACGCCCGCCUGACCCCCCUCGUGCUGUUGCCCCUGCUCCCCAGGCACCAUUUGCUACCGCCUUACAACAGCAACAGGGACGGGGCUUGUUGCACGACAACCAUCCUUCGCAAAGCCAUCCGUCGCCGCCCGCACCUCCGAGGCCUCUAUCAACCUUGUCGCGGCCAAGGUCCUGUGCAAACGGAGCCGGUGAACAGUAUAACGCGCCGCCUGCGCAACCGACUCCACCAGUGCCUGCCGCGGCACCACCUAGACCCGUGGAACGUAAGACGUCCAGUAUAAUGUCCUUGUUGAACGACGAUCCUCCACCGCCCCCUAAGAGGGUUGCCGAGGUCCCAGCAAUGGUGAAGCAGUCAUCUACGCCGCCUCCGCAGAGUAAUCUUUCACGCCCACCACCGCCUCCACCACCGCCGUCGCACAUUCGUCGCGAGCCGCAAAUGGUCGAAACCCAACCGUACGCACCUUAUGGGCGAAACCCGCCACCAGCGCCUUCAUCCAUGCCUGCCUUGAAACCAUACACUACAGCCUCGCCUCAGCCUCAGUCACUGAGUGCACCAAGGCACUUGGCUAUGGAAUCUCCCGCCGACCGAGUGGAGCGCGAACGUGCCGACCGGGAACGUGCUGAUCGAGAUUACUUUGCUCGACAGCGUCAAUUCUCGUCCCCCCAUCAGUCCGUUGUUAACUCACCACAGAGCGCCCACCCCUAUCCCCCUCAGAGUCAGGCAGCUCAGAUAAGCUACCAGACUCAGCCUGGAUAUCCCUACGGUGCGGCUGCCGCUCAACCACCCCCUGCAGCCUCUCCUCCACCGCCACAGUACGGCGGUCACCCAUCGGCAUCCCGGGGUCACGAACCACCCUCGCAACCCAGCCGGGACAUGCGGGACAUGCGGGACAUGCGGGACAUACGGGACGUGCGAGAGAUAAGAGAGAUGCGGGAUAUACGAGAGAUGAGGGACAUGAGGGACAUGCGAGACAUGCGAGACAUGCGAGAGAGGGCAUGGUCUGGCGCGCACCCAGGUCAUGCUAUGCAGCAGCAACAGCAGCAACACGCAUGGCAAGCUCAGCCGCCAAAGUCCAGUCAACCGCCGCCAUCUCAGUCACCAUGGGCCGCGCAACAUUCUACACCCAAACCGCCACCGCCAAGCAGCUCUGUACCGCCACAGCCAUCAUGGGCAUCGGCUCCCCCAGCGCCACGUGGACAUGACCCUCGGGAAGCGCUGAAUCUUCGGGACCUACGGGAUCCAUACCCACCACACAGAUCAAUGCAGCCGCAUAUGCAACCGCAAUACGGUGCACCCGUCUCUCGAGCCCCAGAGCCACAACCUCCCCAAGCAUCUGCAGGCUAUUCACGGUACGCCAAUACACCGGUGCCAGGUCGUGACCCCCGAGAUGCGGGACCGCCCAGCAGUUAUACGCCCGUCAGCGCCUACGAGGCGCGAGGUCAAUACACGCCUUCAGGGCAGGAUAUGCGCGAAGUCCAGAUGAGAGAGCAGCAGCAGCAAUCCAUUCUGCAACAGCAGUUACGGCCACCGCAGGAUCGCUUGUACGACACCCGGCCGCCAGAUAGGUACGGGCGCUAG
Molecule: messenger RNA, 6564 nt
Organism: Pseudomassariella vexata
Lineage: Eukaryota; Fungi; Ascomycota; Sordariomycetes; Amphisphaeriales; Pseudomassariaceae
Exons: 2
Coding region: 1-6564 (2187 amino acids)
Biological process (GO): regulation of transcription by RNA polymerase II
Cellular component (GO): Set3 complex
Source: RefSeq, a predicted model, not a curated record